Diprion similis is the source of this 2813-nucleotide messenger RNA. Its product is annotated as tripartite motif-containing protein 2-like. Lineage: Eukaryota; Metazoa; Arthropoda; Insecta; Hymenoptera; Diprionidae. The coding region runs from base 146 to 2266 and encodes 706 amino acids. The transcript is spliced from 12 exons. Gene Ontology annotation, biological process: protein polyubiquitination; negative regulation of translation; proteasome-mediated ubiquitin-dependent protein catabolic process. The record is from RefSeq and is a predicted model, not a curated record. Gene Ontology annotation, molecular function: translation repressor activity; ubiquitin protein ligase activity; protein binding.
GAUUCCACAUGAUCGAGAAUAAAAGACUCGAGCGAGAACCUUUCGGAAAUUGAAUUUCGUCGAACAAAGGAGGACCGCUGCUGCGGUAGAUGAUUCGACGUAAAUAUUGCGCGGCUUGUCGGCUGCUUGGUGAUCUUUUCGUUUGAUGCAGGACGAAACCUUCAUGAAUUGCUGCCCCUUCAUGACGCGGCUAGGGGAGCGAAUGGUCAGCAUGAGCUCGAUGCUCGUAGAAACAGUCAGCAUUAAUUACGAAGAUUUUAACGAAAGUUUUUUAACGUGCGGAACUUGUCUCUGCGUGUACGACGGCAGUGAACAUACACCAAAAUUACUGCCAUGUUCGCAUACGGUUUGUCUCCAUUGUCUGACAAGGAUCGCCGCGUCACAAACCCGAGAAGCUGGAGCAUUCCGAUGUCCUAUUUGUCGAGAACUGAUCACUAUUCCUCGAGGUGGAGUGCCGGCGUUACCACCGAGUUUUCUGGUUAAUCAGUUGCUCGACCUCAUGUCCAGGCAGCGACGCGAGGUCAUCCCUAAAUGUUCGGUCCACAUAAAUCAAGAACUUCUAUUCUGCGAGACCUGUGAUACUGUAUUUUGUACGGUCUGCACCGGCGGCAGCCAUGCUGGCACUUCACCUGGAUGCACGGAACACACUAUUAUUCCUUUUAGUAUCGCCAUUAAACGUAUGUCAGAAAUACUGCUCUACAAAGCGAACGAGUGUAUAUCCAAGUUAACUCAGGCACAAGACUCGGUCAGCGCUGAGCUCAGACGCUUAGAGACUGCCACAGAGAGAUGCUUGAAUGCAGUCGACACGGAGUUUGCGGAAAUUAUUGCGCGAGUAGAAAGGAGGAAAGUGGAACUCCAAGCGGCGGUCACCGCAGCAGCUAGAGACAAGAGGCACGUUCUUGAGGAACAGCAUGCACUGAUUGAAGCAGAAAAGAACAAAGUUGAGCGAGAGUGCGAAGGUCUUCAGUACCAGGUCGAAGUCCGUAACAUUACUCAAAGAAUUGGGAGCUUGUCAGAUCAAUUGGAUGCAGCCGUAGCUCUUAGCGAACCAAGAGAAAAUGCAUUCAUCACAGCAGAAUUUUUACACAACGAAGCGCACGCGGAAAUAGAAGCUGUACUUAGUACUUUUGGGCGAGUACGUUCGAGCACAACACUACCAGGUCUGUGUAGAGCAAGACUGAAAGAACCUGCAGUUGCUAAGCUGCAGUCAAUAGUUGUGAUAGAAACAGUCGAUUAUCACGGACACCCCAGGAAUGCAGGAGGUGAUCCAAUCAGUGCAGAAUUGACAUUAGCGGAAACAAUUCAAUCGACAAAUUCAACAACUUCCGUUGAAACAGAGAUUAAAGACUUAGAGGAUGGAACGUAUGAAGUAUUAUUUCGACCGCCCAGUGCGAGUCGUUACAUUUUGAAAGUGUCUGUCUUUGAGCGACCCAUAAAAGAUCAUCCUCUCUAUUUUGAUGUAACUGAGCACAAUGAACCUGUUAAAAUGUAUGGAAAACGAGGUCACGGAAAAGACGAUUUUCAUCAACCAGUUGCCGUAGCUGUUGACGACGAUGGAACAAUCUACGUUGUAGACACUGGAAAUUGUCGGAUAACAGUUUUGAACCACGAUCUGGAAUUCCAAAGGCACAUUACUAAUGAAGGAUUGGACGGACGUAGCUGUACGGGAAUCGCAAUUUCCGAGCAAGGACUUGUAGUGAUAAACUGGAGAACUCGCACAGUUACAGAAAUGACUUCGUUUGGGGAUACGAUACGCUCCUUUUCGUACAACGGAUUCCAGGAGCCUAUAGAUGUCGCUGUGGACAGAAGUUAUGGUCACGUACUAGUAGCCGACAAUGGCCAAAGUUGUGUAUUCGUAUUUGAUUGUGAUGGAAAGAUGUUAUUUCAAGUGGGUAAACGGAAUACAUUCAAAUUGAUAAGUUCAGUGACCGUCGGACCAGCUGGUGAAAUUUUAGUCGCCGAUUCGCGUAUUCAAGUAUUUUCUGCCAAGGGAGAUUUCUCAGAAGAAAUCUACGCCGAAGGUAAAGGGAAAGGAAGGUAUGGAAGCAUCGCCGUAGACACGGAUGGCAAGAUUGUUGGGUCUCGAUGUGACAAGGGUCGCAGUGUAAUUCAUGUGCUAAAACUUGGAGGAGGUACACUGUUGACUGAAAUAGAUUCUCACAGUUCAAAACUACGGCGUCCUUCGGGUAUCGCGAUACUGCCUAAUCACCAUUUAGUCGUCGUCGACCUCGGAAACGAUUGUCUGAAGAAAUAUCGGUAUUGGUGAAUGCUAUUACGCAAAACUAAAAGUAAUUCUCUCGCACGAUGCGAUGAGAUUGCGUAAAAACUCCUGCGAAUCCGUUAGCAUCCAUCACGGUGAGUGUUUGCAGGAUAAUAUUACAUAAGCAUUUACAAAAUGCAGAAGAGUACUAGAUUUUAUUCUACUUUCAAAGCUCCAUGUCAAUGAUUUGAUUAAAAUCAAUUUCCUGUGUAUGUGGGAAUUGAAUACACAAAAUGCUUAGCUAUAUUUAUCUCGUUCGAGCUUCGUAUCUUGACUGCUUAAUUUUCUAGGCGUAAUGUUACGCACAAGUGCUAUGAAUGCUAUGGGAUGUUUGCCUAAAACUCAACACUGCUCUGGAGAUGUCCUCAAAAUACUUCUAAACAAACUCAGAAUAAUUUGCGUUUUUUUUUUUCACAAUAAUUUGCGAAACCACACGAAUUUAUGAAUUCAACUGCCAAAGUAAUAGUGAAAUCAAUGAACGGUAACAAUAGUUAAUAUGCAGUGCCUAUCCAAACAUAAACCUUAUAAAAUCACUCAGUAAAUUGUUUAAUUA